Messenger RNA from Populus trichocarpa (black cottonwood), 830 nucleotides. RefSeq lists its product as uncharacterized. The coding region runs from base 183 to 593 and encodes 136 amino acids. The record is from RefSeq and is a predicted model, not a curated record. The transcript has 4 exons. Lineage: Eukaryota; Viridiplantae; Streptophyta; Magnoliopsida; Malpighiales; Salicaceae.
AAAAAUUCUAAUUUAACGGACUGCAACUGUCUAGCUGCCAUAACCUAAACGCCUCCAUUUCCUCUCUUCCCAGCUCCUUAGGGUUUGCUCGCUACCUCAGAACACAACCACUGCCACCACCCCACCGCCAUCUACUCCACCAGCGGAAGCAUCUGGAGCUAAAUAAUCACAAACCCUCUCACAUGGAUAACAGAGGGGAAACUUUGGUUGAUAACAGUCCCGAAGACAUACGCUGGCUCUGUAACCUGUCAGAAUCGGAGCUUGAUAUGCUUAUUACGUUAAAAUCAUUAAUUCUUCAUCGGGCAAAGGUACUCGGUCAUGAUGAACUUGCCAAGAAAUUCGAUUCGCCGACGCUUCGAGCCGUCGGGCUCUUUUUGAUGGAAUAUCUGAAAGGAAAGGUUAAAGAUUUAUCACAUGUUCAAGGCUUGACUAAGCUUGCUGCAUUCUCGGAUUGUUGCAAUCUAUUAAAAGGUAAUCCUGGGGACGACUCCAGCAUUGAAGAGCUGAAGGCUUCCAUCGAUAUUGAUGAAAGAAGGAGACCAAUCAAAAGAGCAGGUGAAGAGGCAACCAAACAGAAGAAACAGAGAUUAUGACAUUAUGUCAGCAUAUCAAGGCAACACUGUUGACUAACAGCAGUUAACCAAUUUCUCAGAGGAAGGCAGGCUUUUUGCUGAUGUUGGCUCCAAAGAUGCAAAACUGUAUCAUAUAUUUUUGCCACGUACUAGUCUUUCUACCCUCCUUUGUGGAUCUUGUAUGUGAACAUGGGAAGAUCUAUAUAUAAAGCAAUCUAAAAAAAAGAAAAAAUUCUCCAAUAGAUUGUUAUUAAUUGA